CCCACAAGCGGCAAUUAAAGCGCCGUAACCCAGCGCUCCUCUGGUUGCUGUGGUGACGCGUGUGUAAACGGAGACUGAGCAACAAAACAGCCCAUUUUAAAGCCGUCGGUUGCCGAUCAAUGAGUCGUCAUGACAGCAGGAUCAGUGUGUGCUCCUCUCAUCAUUCCAAUCGUCUACCAGGAGGAGGAGCGCAGAGCAAAGAAUCACAUCAACACCAACACACCUGUUUCUGUCCAAUCAGACUCUCCAGGUGUAAACAUCUUCUACACUCUGGACGGUUCCAAGCCCAUAGUGGGACGGAGCGUGAUGAGGCGGACCAUGGAGGGCGGCGGCGGCUGCAGCCACAGGUACAAGCAGCCCAUCCUGCUUCCUGCUGGGCGAGUGUCGGUCAGAGCCGUGGCUGUGUCCAGUGAUGGCAGAGAGAGCUCCGUGGUAACAAAGGUGUUUUUAGUUGAUCUCUUGGACUCAGACAACAGGAAGCAGACGAAGGAGAAACACCCGAGGAGCGAGCGGCAGAACUCUGCAGGUUCAUCCCUGAGACCACCAUCUACUUUACAGGAGGCAGGAAGUGAUGUCGGCGUCAGAGCCAACCUUUCGUGUUCACCACAGCGACGAGACGACCAGUCACAUGAUCACACGUCCUCCUGUCGUCUGUCCACAAUGUCUAGUGUCGUGGGACGGCACUCCCUGCAAGUGGGUCCAUGCGUCCUGACCCGUCUACUCGGCUCUCCAACUUCAUCACCGAAGUUCAACGCCUCAAACGCACCACAGAUCAAGAAGGAGAACAAAGUUCUGCAGUGUUCUCAGUGUCACAGUCUCCGUCCUUCAGACCCCUUCGCUCGGUUCUGUUCUCAGUGUGGAGCUGUGGUUCCUCCAUUACCUGAGCAGAGACUGCCUCCUGUGGAAGGUGGACAGGUCUUCUGUGUGUUCUGUAACACCGUGGUUCCAGUCAAUGCUCAAACCUGUUUGAUCUGUGAUGCAUCUGUCAAACCAGAGGCCCAACUAUCACUACAGGAUCUCAUUGUCUGUGGUGUCUGUGGAAGUGGGAAUCCAGGUCACAUGACCACAUGUCUCACCUGUGAGAAUCAACUACAACUGGACGGGUGUGUCACCUCCGUUCCCUCAGGACAGGGCAGGAUGUUGUCCUGCUCCAGGUGUAAACGUUUAAACCAAAGUGACGCCAGGUUCUGUGACUGGUGCGGCUGCAGGCCAGCUCCUCCCACCAGCUGUGUGACAUGUUGGCAGUGUGGAGCAGGUGGACCCCCGUAUGCCCUCUACUGUGCAGCCUGUGGGGAACAGCAGGAAGCGGUGGCCCCACCCACCAUGGAAAACGGCCCCUCCCCUCACCAGGCCAUGCACCAGUCUGACUGCAUCCCAAAUGUAAAGGUAGCCCCGCCCACUGUGGACCAGUGCACACAGACUGUUGGGCUGUACUUCCCCUCAGCCGCUGAACUCCACAAUAAGGGCCAACAGAGGGCGCUGCUGUUCAGCAGAGAGCAGCCAAGCAGAGACCGACAACCGCCCCGCAGUGCCAUCAGCCCGGGACGAGGUUACUGGAGGAAGCAGCUGGAUCAUAUAUGUGCUCACCUGAGAAGUUACACUCAAAACAACGCCCCCUUCAGGACACUGGUGGGAGAACCCCGACUAGGCCGGCUGGUGUCUGCUGUUUUUGAAGAUGACGGUUGUGAGGUCACGUUGACUGUUAGCUUCGUGUCUGCAGCAUCAAAAAAAGCACAGGUGUUCCCUGAAGAUGAUGUCGUGGAUCUGUCAGAUUCUCUCAUUGGACCAGUGGGUCGGGUUCUAUCAGCGGGACGAACUGGAAGUCUUAGCAGCAUUAUGGAGCGCUUUACUGACAACAGCAGCGGUGGCGACCUCAGUAACAAAGGAAGUGAACUGAGCACAGGUGGGAUCAAACGCUACAGACGGAACCUGACGCCCAAACCUGCGAUGAAGGAUGUUCAGCUGCUGAAGGAACUGGGUCCAGGUCUAGGACAUGUCAGUGUCAUCCAGGAGCUUCUUGAUCAGGGGGCAGACCCUUCUUGCUGCGACCCUGACGGCCGACAUGCUCUGGCAGUGGCUGUGGUCAGUGGUCACCAUGACGUACUUCCUGUGUUGCUGCAGCGAGGAGCAGACGUUGACCAGAAGUCAGGACGAAUGAAGAACACAGCUCUUCAUGAGGCUGCAGCGCGGGGCUCAGAAGGUCUUCAGUGUGCCCAGGUCCUUCUAAGCUGUAGGGCUAGUGUGAGGCAACAAAACGCAAACGGUCAGACAGCGUACGAGGUCGCUGUGAGCUCGGGCUGUGACAACAUGGUGGCGCUGUUGAAUAAUCAUGCAGGGCGACACCUGCUGGACAAAUCAAGGAAACCCAAACCCAGCCUGGACGUUUUCUGA
Messenger RNA from Cynoglossus semilaevis (tongue sole), 2391 nucleotides. It is a transcript of the gene dzank1, whose product is annotated as double zinc ribbon and ankyrin repeat domains 1. The coding region runs from base 130 to 2391 and encodes 753 amino acids. Gene Ontology annotation, biological process: eye photoreceptor cell development. Gene Ontology annotation, molecular function: protein binding. NCBI's taxonomy places the organism in Eukaryota, Metazoa, Chordata, Actinopteri, Pleuronectiformes, Cynoglossidae. The transcript has 20 exons. The record is from RefSeq and is a predicted model, not a curated record.